CGCGAUACCCCACACCAAUACCGACGAGCUGAACGUUCGCAUUAGUUCAGCCGCAAUAGUUCAUGGGUCAUGCUACCAACUAUCUAAUAUCCUUGGCUACUCUCUUUUGAUCCAUCACAUCGACCCGCCUCUGCUCGACCUGGCACUCAGUACCCACAUUACAUUCUAGACAACACCGUGCGUUAUAACAUCUACCCUCAGUAGCUGCAUGUUAUUGCGAUCGAGCUGCGCAUAGCUCAAAGGUCCUUUCCGCCUACUCCGCGUGCGCUUUGCGUCAUCGAAAUUACGUACCAACUACGUCUUCAAGAUAACACGGCAGUCAUUCUGAAUACGCCAUGGCUGAAGUGCUGGCUACUAUCUCAAAUCUCUAUACAGCAGUAAAGGCUCUGCACACCUUCGCACUGCAAAUCGAACAGUGGAAGCUACUGUCUGAGCGACUUUUCGACAUCGAGGAGGGUCUCGAAUUCGCAAGAAUCUCUCUUGACAGCUGGCAAUACAAGUACGACAUACAGAUUCAUCGACCCAAUAUUUACACUAGAAUUCUCUUUGGAAAAGAGGGUCAUGAGCGCGUAACAGCCACAAUCGGUACUAUCAACAUAAUCACAGGGAACGUCAAGAGCGACAUCAGCCGAAUCAGAGGCCUUGCUCUCAAAGUUGAGCAAGGGCGCACCUACUAUGGAGAAAACCAAGAUAUUGGUCACGAAGAACGAGUCAAAGAAUGCCUCCGAAAGAUACAACGCAAGAGCACAUGGUCGCGCAGAUUUUUCUUGAGCGUUCUGGGAAAAUCAUACGACCUAGAGAUGCGUCUCAAGCGGCUGAAUCAGAAGCUCGCCACACUGGAACGCCUUUCUGAUUUCUACCUCGAAAAAGAGCACGUGGACAUUUUCUCAGAGAUUGAACGGCUCCCUGGGCGGCACCUGAUCAUCAGGGCCGGAGACAGAAGCGCAUUGAGCCAUCGACUGCACAUCGGCAUUUCAGUUCCUCGAGUUCAUAGGCGCGACUUUGCGUUUUUACUCAGUAUGCAUGGAACAAGCCACGAAGUCCUUGUACAGCCCGUUACCAUCAAGGCCGUCCACGAUCCAUCCAUGGUCGCAAACGACCUCGCCACUGCCCUGUCAACUCUUGCAAGCAAGACGCAGGAUAGUUGCUACAUGGUACCAACCUUGUCUACAUCGGCAGGUUUCAUCGUCAAGAAUCCGCCGACAAAUCUCCUCUGUGAUUUGGAAUACAAGGAGCCUCUAUCGAGUACGAUUCGCGACCAGAACGUCUAUCUUGGCUCACAAAAACUAUACUCGCAGGAUCAAAACGCGAUAGCAAUUGGCGUCGCGCAAGGCUGUUUCCGAUUGAUAGGGAGCCAAUGGCUGUCUUUCCUCGACUGUUCGAACAUACGCUGGCGCAGGACCAAGGAUGGAAAGUGGAUCAGCAUGCUAACCGCAGCGCCUGGCCAGUCAUUGACGACGCGCACCUUGGAGAAAUGCUACAAAAGCAACCGUGAGAGAAGAGACAGUCGCGACCUCUCCAAACAUAUCCAAAUCUUCCGCAUCGGGCUCGUUCUCGCGGAGAUGGCGCUCAAAGCGCCGUUCUCACACAUUGAUUUCGACACUGCGACAUACACGACGAAGCUGUACAUCAACGAUGGUGAAGAGGUCAGUGCCCACGAAGUCGCAUCGCAAGUUGACAUGAAGAGCAACAUUCUAUUAGGAAACAUGGUGUUCUUCUGCCUCAAUGUAUUACAGGACAACAACGCCAUGGCUGAGAGGAGCAUCGAAGGCAGUUAUUUUCAACAUGUGCACAAGCAAGCAGAGGAGCUCGAAAGAAUUCUUGGGUCCGACGGACGAAGAGGUGGCUUAAGCCCAGGCUCAAGUCCAAUGGGAAGUGGUUCAAAUACCCCCAGAUCAGCUGCAAGCGCAUACGUGUAUUGAUUUUCGUGGAAUUCGAGAGGCGGCCUAAGCUACUUAGACUCAUCAAUGGAGUUUCUGCAUUGACUGAAGUAAACGAUGUUUCUAUCCAAGCGAUCGAGACUUGCUGACCUUGACUUGAGGCGCUGGUCAGAAAAAUGCUUCCCUU
Molecule: messenger RNA, 2067 nt
Organism: Alternaria alternata
Lineage: Eukaryota; Fungi; Ascomycota; Dothideomycetes; Pleosporales; Pleosporaceae
Exons: 2
Coding region: 336-1922 (528 amino acids)
Source: RefSeq, a predicted model, not a curated record